UUGCAUGCACAUGCACAUUAAUUAUUAGUGGUUCUAAUAAUUUUGCGCUUGUGUCUGUGUGUGUUUGCUUGUAUUGAACUUGACCCAUGUGUAUUUACAUACGUUUAGUGUCUUUUUUUUUAGAGAAACUAAAGAAAUAUGUCGAGCUACUGCGGUGCCUGUCGAAAGAGAACCAACCUGAAAACGUUUAGAAUGCCAGUUAAUGAACAAAAACGGAAGUUAUGGGCAGAUUCGCUGGAAAUCGAAUACACAAAUCAAAGGAUUUGCGAAAAUCAUUUUAAAAAGACUGACUUUUAUUAUGCCGACAGUAUGAAUAGUAAAAGGCGACUUCGUCUGCGCCCCGAAGCCAUUCCAGAGCAAUGUUUAUUGUUAUUCAAGGACAAAAAAUUAGGUUCGCCGACAGACGCCGAGCAAGGAGAACACCAGCUAAACGAUGACACGGAAUAUGACACUUAUCAAACGGAAGACCCAUCGGCCCCUUCGUGCGAAAGUCCGCCUAUUGAGGACGAUGACUCCCUUGAAUCCAUGUUUCUCGAUGAUGACGAUCCCCUGGCAGGCGAGGACAACAAGGGAUCUUUUAGUCAGUUGAUGAAAUGUCGGGCCUGCUAUCAGGAGUAUCAAUUUGACUCGAACUCCAAAGAUCUGUUCCUCAAGCAGAACGCUGUUUAUCUGUAUCGCAUUGAAGUCAUUUGCGGAGUUUGGCUCACGAGCAUCGAAGGCGGACCACGUUACAUGUGUCCGGAUUGUGAGUCGGCCCUGAACACUGCGAUCGACUUCCGUGAGAAGGUCAUAAGUACGGAGGUGAAGCUAACGCAGGGUAAUCCCGAGUGUAAUAUUGCAGCGGUCGAAGUAGAGUUGGAAUCGGCUCAGAAUUUUCAUGAAACGGCAGCAAAUGAGUGGCCCUUGGGUUUGAUUUGUAAGGAAGAGGAUGAGGUAAAUUAUGCUAAGGCACAGAGCACUAUCCUUAGCCCGAAUAUAGAAAUGCUGGAGCCCCUGGAAGAAGAUAUCAACGCUGACCCAUCGGACCCACUCAGCGUUGCUCGUGGGACCGACAUUCUUAAGGAGCUCGUUAUCGAAUUGAUUGGUCAGGAUAAAGUCACACCUGAGAAGCCGGCAAGAAAAAUGAAAGCUGAUUCCGGAGACGAACAGACCAUAGAAGAUGCCAUCGAAGAUUACAUGGAUGACGUCAUGGAGGAGGAAAGCGAAGAAGCCAAGAAGCAGCAGGACAAGAAACCGACAAAGGCAAAGAAGGCAAAGGCUAGCGAGACACAGCCAAGAAAGGUGAACGCCAAAUUGAAGCGGGAGCGGGAACGCCAACGUCUCGCUAAGAUGAGGGAAAAGCCCCCAAACUAUGUGUGCGAUCAAUGCGGUUCGGCCUUCCAUUUGGUUCACAAUUUGCAAAUUCAUAUGCUCCGUCACACCCGCACGAAGAACUACCAGUGCACGGAAUGCCCCAUGAAAUUCUACGAUGCCUACAUGAGGAACAUACACAUACGAGUCCGUCACAAGGGCGAGCUGCCUUUUGUAUGCAGGCAUUGCCCCGAAGCAUUUUCAAAUGCGGGCGCGCGUUACACUCACGAAGGCAAAUUUCAUGGCGUGAAAAUACACCACAAUUCGAGGAACAGAGAACCAAACAAGCAACCAACACAGCGCUUCUUUUGCGAAACUUGCGACAAGAGCUAUGUCUCGAAGUACGCCCUUGCCUGGCACAUUAAAUCGCAUGCAGAGGCAAAUGCCUUCAAGUGCAAGCUGUGCGACAAGAGCUAUAAUGCACCAGCGAUGCUCAAGCAGCACGAAAGGGUACACAAGGAGAGGCCACUGAAAUGUGACGUCUGCCAGAAGGGCUUCUAUCAGCGCACCAAGCUCAAAGCUCACAAACUUAUACACUCGGGCGAGCGACCACAUCGGUGUGAACUUUGUAAUGUUCAUUUCCGGUACAAAACAAAUUUAAAAACGCACGAGAACACCAAAAUGCACCAGGAGAAUUUAAGAAAGGUUCAUGAGAGUGUAACAGCUGAUAUUGAAUAAAAUCGUAUUUGUCUUUCCAAUGUUA
This is a messenger RNA of Drosophila miranda, 2053 nucleotides long. RefSeq names its product zinc finger and SCAN domain-containing protein 12-like. Gene Ontology annotation, molecular function: zinc ion binding; DNA-binding transcription factor activity, RNA polymerase II-specific; RNA polymerase II transcription regulatory region sequence-specific DNA binding. NCBI's taxonomy places the organism in Eukaryota, Metazoa, Arthropoda, Insecta, Diptera, Drosophilidae. The transcript has 5 exons. Gene Ontology annotation, biological process: regulation of transcription by RNA polymerase II. Gene Ontology annotation, cellular component: nucleus. Bases 139 to 2028 code for a protein of 629 amino acids. The record is from RefSeq and is a predicted model, not a curated record.